CACAGAGCACGUCUUUCAAACCGCCGAAGAAAACGGAACUGGUUCAACUGAAGUGGUAGCUUGCAACUUUAACUCUUGUUAAACUGAAUAUUUUGACGUUCGUCUGUAUGCAUUUGUAUUUCAUUUAGGCCGCUACCGACUAUUUAACGUGUAGUUGUUUUACAACGUUUACUAAAUCAGCCGGCAGACCCGUUAGCUAACUUGCUAGUUUCCCCGGUUUUUUUUAGCUUUAGCUCGUUUUGUGUCGUCAUGUCUGGCGUUGGUGUGAUCAGAGGACCCGCGGGGAGCAACGACUGUCGGAUCUACGUUGGAAAUCUCCCUCCUGAUAUCCGCUCAAAGGAUGUUGAAGAUCUUUUUUACAAGUAUGGGGCCAUUCGUGAUAUAGACCUGAAAAACCGGAGAGGGGGACCACCGUUUGCCUUCGUGCAGUUCGAGGACCCGAGGGAUGCAGAAGACGCGGUGUAUGGCCGAGACGGUUAUGACUAUGAUGGCUACCGCCUGCGGGUUGAGUUUCCUAGAAGUGGUAGGGGCGGCGGCGGUGGUGGAGGUGGUGGCGGUGGUGGUUCAGCAGGACCCCCAAGGGGAAGGUAUGGGCCCCCGUCCCGACGCUCCGAAAACAGGGUUGUUGUGUCAGGUCUUCCCCCAAGUGGAAGCUGGCAGGACCUGAAGGAUCACAUGCGUGAGGCAGGUGAUGUAUGUUAUGCUGAUGUGUACCGUGAUGGCACUGGAGUGGUGGAGUUUGUGCGCAAGGAAGACAUGACCUACGCUGUCCGUAAACUGGACAACACCAAGUUUCGCUCCCAUGAGGGAGAGACGGCCUACAUUCGUGUGAAGACGGACGGUCCCCGCAGUCCCAGCUAUGGCCGUUCCCGCUCUCGCAGCCGGAGUCGCAGCCGCAGCCGCAGCCGCAGUCGGAGCAAGAGCGCGUCACGCAGCUGCUCUCCUCGUAACAGCAGAGCGUCUCCACGUUACUCUCCUCGGCGCUCUCGCUCUCGCACCUAGGACACCUGACCAGAAUUAGAGUAAUGGUGUACCUCAGAGAUGGAUGGAAAAGAACUCUUCGCUUCAGUUACAAUAACAUCACUUCUUCUGUCAAUCCUGUAUGUUCAUCGUAACUCUCCUUGCGUUGGUUGUUUACACUGUAGCUUUUGUUUGCUUUCUCCACACUUUUUUUUUUGUUCUUUUUUUUAGUCGGGUUUGUGAACAUGGCUUUGUUUUUGUUUUCUCAUACUUCCUUCUCCCAUUUCCAUAAGAAUGUUUAUGCUAAUCACUGUUCUCUCUUCUCUAUGCUGUGUGUGCUUUUCACUUGUUUGCUAAGCUUUUCCUUCUAAUUAUAAGAUGUUGUCCCUUGACCCUCUUGUGUGUCUCUCUGUAGAGUUCAGAGGAGAAGGAUAGCAUGGAAACAAACGAAAGAGUUCAUAUUAAGAUAAACAGGAGGAGGAGGAGUCAAAUAUGGCACCAAUGGUAUGAUGACUGUGCCUUGUCAUGAAAUCUGAAUUAUAAAGCAGUUUUUAUAAACGUACAGUUGAGAGCAGUUGUGUUUGCAGUGAUGACAUGUUCUUAUUUGUAUAGAUGCAAAGUUGUUUUACUAUUUCUCAUUUCAUGGUAUCCAAAGUAAGUUGUAGUUUAUGGUUUAAAUCCUACAGGGUGACUUUUUUUUUCUAAACACUCUUGUAGAUGCAUUUGUUGACUUAAAAGUAGUGCGAAGGUGUGAUUCUAACUUGCCUCCUUCUCUUUGGUUCUGCUGGUGUUCUGAAGGUUUUCACUAAGGCUCAUUGCCCUCCCAUUCCGGAGCUGGAUCAGGAUUAAGGAUCAAAUCUGGAUUAGGAUUAGGGUGGAUACAUGGAGCAGGAGCAUGGGAGCAUUUUACCGGGAGAGGAUCCCGACCCCUGGCCCUGUCUACGUAACUCCAUCAAAGUGGAAAUGUAGUAAAAUAUUCAAACUCAAUUGGCUUUCAGUUAAUCAAAACUUCCUCCACUUUGUGUGGACAGCAGAGAGACAGUUACGGAUGGCACCGGGAUGAGAAUUUAUUUUUCCAGUUUUUGCUUCUCGCACAGUAGUAAUGAAGAGCUUGGAUCGAAACCAAGAGGAGGGCAGGGAGGUGCAGGAUGGAUCCAGACAUAAGGAGGGUGGUUAAUAGUGGGUAUACGCUGACAGAAGUUGAGGGGGAUCAAAAAGAGGCCUGGGGGAUGAUGUGGAAAUGUGACUGUAGUGUGGUUUGUAUCUUUUUUUUUCCAAAGAAUCGUACAUCUCAAAGCUUUAUUCUGUUUUAAUAAAAACUUAGCAUGGCAUAA
Betta splendens (Siamese fighting fish) is the source of this 2294-nucleotide messenger RNA. RefSeq names its product serine/arginine-rich splicing factor 1-like. The coding region runs from base 250 to 1002 and encodes 250 amino acids. Gene Ontology annotation, cellular component: nucleus; cytoplasm; ribonucleoprotein complex. The transcript has 4 exons. NCBI's taxonomy places the organism in Eukaryota, Metazoa, Chordata, Actinopteri, Anabantiformes, Osphronemidae. Gene Ontology annotation, molecular function: mRNA binding. The record is from RefSeq and is a predicted model, not a curated record.